This is a messenger RNA of Oryza sativa Japonica Group (Japanese rice), 1526 nucleotides long. RefSeq lists its product as uncharacterized. NCBI's taxonomy places the organism in Eukaryota, Viridiplantae, Streptophyta, Magnoliopsida, Poales, Poaceae. Gene Ontology annotation, cellular component: chloroplast thylakoid membrane. The record is from RefSeq and is a predicted model, not a curated record. Gene Ontology annotation, molecular function: protein binding.
CGCUUGCUCCCUUGUGCUUCUUGACCGGUGGUGGUGGGUUCUCCUCCCCCGCGCGCGGCGAUGGCCGCCGGCCUCCUCCUCGGCGACGCCACCGCCCUGCGGGGCGACCUCACCGUCCGCGGGCCCCAGCUCCGCCUCUGCAACUGGGCCCCCAGGCCCCGGUGGCGGCCGCCCGGCGCCGGCGCGGCGGACUCCUGUUGUCUCCUCUUCCGUGCGCGCGCGCGCCGCCGUGGCCACGGCCAUGUGGCCAGGUUUGCGGCGUCCGCUUCGGGGGCCGGCGGCGAGGAGGCCGGGGAGCCGUCGGAGGACGAGGCGCAGAGGGAGUGGGAGGCGGAGAUGGCGCGGCGGCUGAAGGAGGCCGAGGAGAUGGAGGAGCUCGAGCGCACCGCCGAGGAGCUGCAGAGCCAGGCCGCCGCCGAGGCCCCCGACGAGUCCGAGGAGGAGAAGCGCGAGCGCGUCCGCCGCGAGCUCCAGAAGGUGGCAAAGGAGCAAGCAGAGAGGCGGGCGACGGCGAAGCAAAUGUUUGAUUUGGGGCAAAGGGCCUACGGAAGAGGAAUGUAUGGCCGCUCUAUUGAAUUCUUGGAGGCUGCACUCACAAUUAUUCGCCCUUCAUCGCUCCUUGGUGGGGAGAUCCAAAUUUGGCUUGCAAUGGCGUAUGAGGCCAAUAGGAGGCACAAGGAUUGCAUUGCACUGUACAAAGAGUUGGAGAGUACACAUCCAAUGAUCAGCAUUAGGCGGCAGGCAGCGGAACUCCGGUACAUUUCUGAGGCACCCAAGCUGAAGAUCUCCAAUGACGAGGUGGUCACAAUACCACAAAUUGGAUCUAGUUGGGAUUGGUACGCUGGAACAUGGAGUGACAAAAUCAAGGAGCAGGAGGACAAGAAAAGGAAAAUGGUGGCUGCCAGCAGCCAAGUUGAACCUUCGCCAAAUAUCUUUGGUGACUUAUCUUUCUUGCGACCUCCAACGGAAUGGACAAGGAGCGCAUGGGUGAUUGUUACUUUAUGGAUUGUUUUGAUUGGAACAGCAAUCUAUUUGCAAAGGUGAGGAAUAACUGCAACUAUGAAAGAAGCUACUCCAUUCUUGUAUAUGAAGAUGUCUUGCUGGUAAGGAGGCAACAAUUGAAGGAAGCUAGCUGGGCGGAUUUGGAGUUAUACUUAUGACUUACUACUAGAUUGAAGGGAGAUCUGGAUCGUCUGCAACGGUGCAGCCUGCAGAGAUUCACUGUGUGGACGGUAAUUUGAAUCGCACGCUAUAGCUGUAGCAAUGCGUUGUGGAAACAGUUUACAGUUUUAAGAUUUUACGGCAGCAAUGAAUAAAGGUUUCCAAAUCACCUUUCUUCAUGUAUGCUGUAGCAAGAUUUUACGGUAACAAUGAAUACUGUUUCCAGACCACAGUUCAGUUAACGUAUGUUGUAGUAGCAAGUUGAUGUGAACCGGUCCUUGUAAAUAUAACGGUGGAGAUGAGGCCCGUAGCUAGUCGCAUCGCCGAAGUCCACAGCACCAAUAUGUUAUAUUUGUUAGUCAAAA